Molecule: messenger RNA, 1865 nt
Organism: Coccidioides immitis RS
Lineage: Eukaryota; Fungi; Ascomycota; Eurotiomycetes; Onygenales; Onygenaceae
Product: tubulin-specific chaperone
Exons: 4
Coding region: 1-1818 (605 amino acids)
Source: RefSeq, a predicted model, not a curated record
AUGUCGGAUUGGGAAACUAUUCAACGACAGCCCGUAGCAAGGGUUGGCACAAGGCGCUCAUAUGAUGGAUCUUUAUGCACUAUUAGAUACAUAGGCAAAGUUCAGGGGACCGAUGGGGAGUGGCUGGGAGUGGAAUGGGACGACCCCGCAAGAGGAAAACACUCAGGAGAGCAUAAGGGAGUGAAAUACUUCGAAUGUAGAAGUAAUUCUCCUACUGCUGGCUCUUUUCUGCGCCCAGCUAGAUUGGCAGAUAGGCCUCGAGGAUUCCUUGAAGCUCUUCGCACGAAGUAUGUCUCUGAGAUUACUUCUGACAUGUCUGGUUCGCCCUCUAGAGGCAGCAGGCCAAUUGAGAUUAGCGGGAAGGUCGUGGAAGAAGUUGGCUUUGAGAAGAUUCGAAAGCAGCUUGCCGCACUGCGGGAGCUAAAAAUCGUUAUUUUGGACGGAAUGCGCUUGAGAGGCGUUCUUGCAGUGGAUGCGGACAAUGAUCUGCGCAAGCGAGAAUUGGAAAAGAUCAAGGACACUUGCCCGAUGAUUAGGGAACUUGAUCUCAAUCGGAAUUUUCUGGCAGACUGGAUAGAAGUUAUGGAUAUUUGUGAACAGUUCAUGGACUUGCGAAGUUUGAAAUUGAACGGUAAUCGUCUGGGUACCGUCCCUAGAGAUAGAUUAGUGAAAGGAGUCUUGGAGUUGUCCCUUGAUGAGACUCUCAUGACAUGGGAAGAGAUAUCUAUCCUUUCUUACCGAUUUCCCGACCUCCGGUCCCUAUCCCUAUCGUCCAAUCAAAUAUCCUUGGUUUCGAGGCCGAUAACAGACACCAUUCGAGAGCUAUCCUUAGAAUCCAACAUCUUCUGCUCUUUAGGGAGUCUUUCGCAUCUAGCAUCUCUCCCGCAAUUAAAUCGCCUCUCGCUUCGCCGUAACAAGAUAAGCAAAAUCCAAGAUGCUACUGAGAAAAAUGCUCCUCUAGUCUUCUCACCUACGCUUACUACUUUGGAUAUCUCGCUAAAUCUAAUAGACUCUUGGGCCUUCAUUGAUGCCCUUCCGACCGUUUUUCCUGGUCUUACGAACCUCCGCAUAUCAGAUAAUCCUCUCUACGAGAAACCGCCCGCUUCUACUGCCAUUACAGGAUUGCCUGAGGAACGUAUGACCGUUGAUGAGGCUUACAUGCUUACGCUUGCUCGACUCUCCAAGUUACGGGUGUUGAACUACGGCAAGGUAUCACCCCAAGAUCGGGUCAAUGGAGAACUUUACUACUUGUCUCUUAUUAAGAAGGAACUGUCAGCGUUCCCCGAGAGCGCAGAGAAGCGGAUUCUUGCCUCACAUCCCCGAUAUGACGAGUUGUGCCUAAUAUACGGUACCCCUGAAAUCAAAAGAUUGGAGGGGGAUGCUGCUAUAAAUCCUCGAUCGCUGGCAGCACGACUCGUCAACUUUACAUUUUACAUUCCAAAUCCAAACACAGUCGCAUCAAGAGGUUAUAUUGACGAUAAGCCUGUAGCUGCACAGACAACCACGGAGUUUAAAAGGGAGAUCCCGAGGACCUUUGAUAUAUAUCGCAUCAAAGCUAUCGUUGCGCGUCAUUUCUCCCUCCCCCCUCUGAGUUUCAAAUUGAUCUGGGAGACUGAAGAAUGGGACCCAGUUGAAGAAGGGACGGCAGAAGAAGAUGAGUGGGAUAGCAGUGACGAGAUAGAUGGAGAGCCAGCCGAAAGAGAAUGGAGGAAGAAAUUCGUUCGACGCGAAGAAGAGUUUGUUGAUUCCACAAGGGCCAUCGAGCACUGGCUAAGCCAUGAUACCCGUGAGCUUAGAGUUAGGGUAGAAAGGUAUUGAGCAACUAAUACAUGUGAGUCUGGAAGGUACAUACAUCUUUGAUGGCG